Molecule: messenger RNA, 3243 nt
Organism: Oncorhynchus nerka (sockeye salmon)
Lineage: Eukaryota; Metazoa; Chordata; Actinopteri; Salmoniformes; Salmonidae
Product: chordin-like
Exons: 21
Coding region: 329-3190 (953 amino acids)
Biological process (GO): multicellular organism development; negative regulation of BMP signaling pathway; dorsal/ventral pattern formation
Molecular function (GO): BMP binding
Source: RefSeq, a predicted model, not a curated record
GUGUCCAGGGAAAGUAUAAAGUGGGAAGGGACCCGCACGGACGGGACAUACGCUUCUGUGCUGGUACAGUCAUUGCCUCGGAAAAUCUCCAACCUCUGGUCACUUUCGCUGCUUCUCUCUGUUGCACAACUUGGGAGUCUUUAUUUCCGAAUAGGAAUAACUUCAAGACCAUCAACAAAUAGGCGACUUGAAUGCUGACCUAUUCCUGAUUAUUUAGAGAAGGUUUAUUACUGGAGUGACAACUUACGUUCACGUGAAAGCUUCUAAAAACGAAGGGAAGAAGUUUUCAAGAACAAAAAGGGAAAAGAGAAACCGGAGCCAGUUUGGGAUGCUACCACUCGCGGGGAUGCAGACUCGCAGCGCGCUGAGUUCCUUACUGUGCGUGAUGAGCUGCGCGUGGCUGCACUCUGGACUGGCCUCACGGCAUAAAUCUCCCGUUCUGCCCAUCCAUUCGGAGAGGGAACCUUUACCAUCCAAGGGCAUGUCAGGAUGUUCAUUCGGAGGAAGAUUCUAUUCUCUGGAGGACACUUGGCACCCUGACCUCGGGGAGCCGUUUGGAGUCAUGCACUGUGUCCAAUGUUACUGCGAGACACAAAGGGGUCGUAAGAGUAAGGUGUUGGGGAAGGUAAGCUGUAAGAACGUCAAGCGGGACUGUCCUGAGCCUAGCUGUGAUGACCCAGUACUGCUACCUGGACAAUGUUGCAAGACCUGCCCCAAAGGCGAGGUGGACAGGAAGCAGGCGGAGGCGGUGUUUGAUGGCUUCGAGUACUUCCAGGAGAAGGAGAAAGAGGAUGACCUGCACAAGUCCUACAAUGACCGCUCAUACCUCAGCUCUGAGGACAUUUCCUCUGGGGAGAGCCGCACUGACUUUGUAGCAGUGUUGACGGGAGUGACAGGCUCCUGGUUACCCAGCUCCAGUGGUGUGGCCCGGGCACGCUUCUCUCUCACUAGAACCAGCCUGACCUUCUCCAUCACCUACCAGAGGAUUGGGCGACCAAGCAGGGUUGCCUUCCUUGAUUCAGAUGGAAACACUGCGUUUGAGUACAAGACCCCUAAGAGAGACUCAGACAUGAUCUGCGGGGUGUGGAAGAAUCUUCCCCAAUCCCACGUGCGACAGCUACAGGCAGAACAACUUCGGGUUACUAUGACAACAGCCACUGGUAGACGGGAGCAGAUCGAAGGAAAGAUCAUCAAACACAGAGCACUGUUCGCAGAGACGUUCAGCUCCACUCUGACCUCAGAAAAAGAGCAUUCUGGGAUGGGAGGCAUCGCCAUGCUGACUCUGAGUGACACAGAGAACAACCUUCACUUCAUCCUCAUACUGCAGGGAUUGAUACAACACAGACAGAGAGACUCCCCCCUGGUGCCCAUCCGGGUACGACUGCAGUACAGCCAACAUGUCCUGAGAGAGAUCCAUGCCAACGUCACCGCCUAUGACCCAGACUUUGCUGAGGUACUGACAGACCUGAACAGUCGGGAGCUCUUCUGGUUGUCAAGGGGCCAGCUGGUGAUCGCCGUAGAAACCGAGGGCCCGGACCCGAGACACAUCUCUGGCUUCAUCACUGGAAGGAAGUCAUGUGACACCAUCCAGAGUGUCAUGUCCAGUGGUGAUGCAUUGACACCAGGGAAGACAGGUGGUGUGGGAUCAGCAUUCUUUCAUCUCCAUGACAACGGCACCCUGGACUACCAGGUCCAGAUAGCGGGGUUAUCCAGUGAAGUGGUGGGUCUGACCAUCGAGCUAAAGCCUCGGCGGCGCAGUAAGCGCUCCGUGCUGUAUGACCUAGCUUCAGAGUUCGACAGGCCCAGCGGGCGAGCGACGGGAAGCUGGAGUCGUCUGGAGGCGCGUCACAUCCACAUGCUGCUGCAGAACGAACUGUUCAUCAACGUGGCUACAGCACACAGCCAGGAGGGGGAGCUACGCGGACAGAUCAGAGGCCUGCUCUACAGCGGUCUGGAGGCACCCAGACAUGAGAUCCCUAUCCCUCUGGCAGGCCAGUUUGUGGCCCCUCCAGUCCUGACCAGUGCUGGGGGCCAUGCCUGGGUGUCUGUGGAUGAGCGCUGUCACCUCCAUUAUGAGAUCGUGGUGGCAGGCCUCAGCAAAGCUGAUGACCUCACAGUCAGCGCCCACCUUCAUGGAUUUGCCGAAAUCGGAGAGCUUGGCGAGAGCAGCACCAAUCACAAGAGACUGCUGACAGGGUUCUACGGUUCUCAGGCCCAGGGUGUGUUGAAGGACAUCAGUGUAGAGUUGUUGCGUCACCUGGACAGAGGGACAGCCUUCAUUCAGGUCAGCACCAAGGUCAACACCAGAGGAGAGAUACGUGGACGGGUCCAUGUGCCUAACAACUGUGAGUUUGGGACAAGGGGUGAGGUGGAGGUGGCUGAGUUUGAUGGCCUGUUUGUGCAUGAUCCUGAGGAACUAAAGAAAGACCCCCACACCUGUUUCUUCGAGAGUCAACACCAUGCCCACGGCUCACUCUGGACCCCGAACUACAACAACUGUUUCACCUGCAGCUGUCAGAAGCGCACAGUGAUCUGUGACCCGGUCAUCUGUGCAGUCCUCACCUGUUCUCGCACCAUACAACCUGAGGACAAGUGCUGCCCCGUGUGUCUCGAGAGGAAAGACCCCAAGAACAUGAAGACUCCAGAGAGGCUAGAUGAGCAUCCAGAAGGUUGUUACUUUGAGGGGGACCAGAAGAUGCAUGCUCCUGGGUCAACAUGGCAUCCAUUCGUCCCUCCAUUUGGCUACAUCAAGUGUGCUCUCUGCACCUGCAAGGGGGCGACAGGCGAGGUGCACUGUGAGAAGGUGACGUGUCCAGCCCUGACCUGCAGUCGUCCGGUACGCCGUAGCCCCUCAGACUGCUGUAAGGAAUGUCCGGAGGAAGACAAACCCCCCUUGGUGCACGCUGACAUGAUGCAGGCAGACGGAACGCGUCACUGCAAGUUUGGGAAGAACUUCUACCAGAACAGUGACAACUGGCACCCCCGUGUACCCUUGAUGGGAGAGAUGAAGUGCAUCACCUGCUGGUGUGACCAUGGUGUGACUAAGUGUCAGAGGAAACAGUGUCCAGUUCUGACCUGUAGUAACAUCACCCGCCGGGAGGGCAUGUGCUGUCCUGAGUGCCAAGAUUCCAAAGAGGAAGAGGAGGAGCUGAUGAAAGUUCCGGAAAAGAAGAACAGCUGGAGACACUGAGCUGAGAUGCCCUCUCCACCCGCAUCCCCCACUUCUACCUUCCCCCGCACCCC